AUGACAACCUUGGGCUCUUGUGCGGCGGCAGACGUACUUGGGUCUUUUUGCCUGAGCGAAGAGGGGAGCGGCAGCGACGCCUUCGCUAUGAAGACGCGUGCUCGACGGAAAAGCACCGGGAAGAGCAGGGACGUCUGGGUUCUUAGAGGCAGCAAGCAAUGGAUAUCACGAGAAGCAGGCCUUUUCAUCGUGUUCGCCACAGUGGAUCCCGCUAAAGACCACAAGGGCAUAGCGGCCUUUCUUGUUAAGGCCGAGUCACCUGGAUUGCGAGUGGGUCCGCCGCUGCGGAAGCUGGGAAUAAAGGCUUCCUCUACUUGUCCUGUCCACCUGGAUGACGUUGACGUGUCUGAAGACUGCGUCGUGGGAAAAGUCGGAGAAGGCUACAAACUUGCGAUAUCUCUUCUGAACGAGGGGUGCAUAGGCAUCGCAGCGCAAAUGCUGGGCUUGGCAAAGGGAGCUUUUGACCUGGCUUUGGGGUAUAUUCACGAGAAAAAGCAAUUCGGACAGCGCCUUAGUGACUUCCAAGGAGUGAGGCUCCAGUGUGCCGAGGUAAGCGCGUCAUUAGAGAGCGCGCAAUUGCUGACGUACAAUGCUGCUGUUCUUCGGGAGACCGGGCGGCCGUUCGAGGAGGCGGCGAUGGCAAAGCUAGUCGCCGCGCGUGUGGCCCAAAAAGUCUCGAGUGCCAGCAUCGACUUGUUGGACGGCAAUGGAUUUGCACAAGACUACGGAGCUGAAAAACUGUAUAUAGACACCAAAAUAGGUACCAUUUACGAAGGAACCUCCAAUGUCCUGUUGGGAACUAUCUCCAAAGACCUCCAACGACAAUAUUCUUUCUUGGUGACCUGA
Ochotona princeps (American pika) is the source of this 846-nucleotide messenger RNA. RefSeq names its product probable short/branched chain specific acyl-CoA dehydrogenase. Gene Ontology annotation, cellular component: mitochondrion. The record is from RefSeq and is a predicted model, not a curated record. Gene Ontology annotation, molecular function: acyl-CoA dehydrogenase activity. NCBI's taxonomy places the organism in Eukaryota, Metazoa, Chordata, Mammalia, Lagomorpha, Ochotonidae.